This is a messenger RNA of Closterium sp. NIES-65, 1308 nucleotides long. Lineage: Eukaryota; Viridiplantae; Streptophyta; Zygnematophyceae; Desmidiales; Closteriaceae. The record is from the annotation of a GenBank genome assembly.
AUGACGACGCCUAAUGUUCUCGCGUUCGAGCCUGACGGUCGCCCCAUCGAGUUCGUUGAGUGGCUCGACGAUCUCCAACUGUUCCUUCUGAUCGAUGCCAAAGACGGCGUUUCACUGUUCGAUUACGUGUCUGGCACUGCCGUUGCUCCUGCUGCCGAUGCUCCUGCUCUCGAACGCUCGCAAUGGCAGACUCGCGAUGCUGCUGCACGCCUAGCUAUUAGGAACCAUCUGCAGAUCAUUGAGCGCACCAAUUUCAGCCAGCACAAAACUGCUAAGACACUGUACGACGCUGUAGUUCCAUGCUACUCCUCCCCGGCCUCUGCAGCCCUAGCCCUAGACCCUACCACUCUCAUUGUCGACAACUUCGAGAAGCACCUUCUCGUAGAAGAGAAGAACAUCCUCGCUGUAGGUGCUUCUCGUGGUACUCCUCGCUCUCCUCUCUUGGAGGGGUGCUCCCCCUCCCCUCUUACCCCCUCCUACGCCUCCGCAGCUGCUGCUCUCGACUACCUUGGUGCUGAGGAGGUCGGGGCUGCUUCCGCUCCUAGUGGGAAGCGCCUCAGCGGCAGGGGCGGCAAGGGUGGCAGGGGAGGUGGGGGUGGCGGUGGAGGUGGCGGUGGUGCAGGCGGUGGGGGAGGUGGAGGUGGUGGGGGUGGUCGUGGGAGUGGAGGUGGUGGAGGUGGUGGUGGGAACGGCGGAGGCACUGGGAGCGGUGGAGGUGGCAGCGGCGGUGGUGGGGGAGGAGGGAGCGGUGGUGGCAGUUGUGGUCCUCGCGCUGAUCGCCAGUGCACAGGGUUUCACACUGGGUCCCGCUGCUUCGCUCGGCUUAGCGUCGCUUGCCGCGUCAAUUUUCCUGAUGCUACUAAGUUCCCCAACUGGGCAGACCUGCUUAGGCGUGAUGUACCUAUCUUUGAUCUUGACUAUGAGGCUAUUCUUGCUGCCAUGUAUGCAUUGACUGUUAGUGCUGAGGGUGACUGCUACUUGUGUGUGUCGCCGGACCCCUGUAUAGCCCCUGGUAUAGCCUCUGCAGCACUAGGUGCUUGUGAGUCUGUUCCCCCUGGUACUACGUCCCCACAGGCCUUGCACACCUUUACACUUGACUCUGGUGCUUCCCGCAGUUUCUUUCGCGACAGCACCACAGUCACUCCCCUCCCUGCACCUGUUCCUGUCUCACUGGCUGACCCCUCUAGGGGCCCAGUGCUUGCACGGUCUUCCACUCUGCUUCCGUGUCCGGCGGUCCCGUCUGGUGAGUUGUCUGGUCUCCACCUCCCCUCGUUCUCUACGAACUUGGUGAGCAACGCUGUCCUCUAG